UCCGGGGAACGAUCCUCGUCUACAUGAACCACGUGACGAUAACCGUUUUUGGACUUCCGUGUCGUAACUCUUCUAUUAUACGGCUCUGACAAGGACUAUAGCCUACGCCAUCUUUUACAUUUGUAUUUUUUGUUGGUAAAACGUAAUGUCUAUGAGAUAGAUAGUCAUGCGUUACGAUGCUCGCAGUGUUUGUUGUCCUCGGGUGUGUGUCCUUCUUGGCACAAGGGCUCUGCUGUCGUCCUAAAGAAUAUUCUACAAGAGCUGAGCAAUGUUGUCCUAUGUGCAGCGAAGGAACCAUUGUUCAGAGAGACUGCACGUCACACUCAGGCACACGCUGCAGCCGCUGUAAAAACGGGACUUUUAUGAACCAUCCCAACGGACUGGAUAAAUGUUUCACAUGCACCUCCUGUGACUCAGGCCACGGUCUCUUUGUCCUGCAUGUCUGUUCAGAAACAACUGACGCAGUCUGUGAAGUUAUAGAUGGGUAUUUCUGCAAACAUUUAGAUGUUACAGGAUGCAGUGUGGCACAAAAGCAUACACAAUGUGUACCUGGUCAGAGGAUAAAAGAACCUGGAACCAGCAGAGAGGAUGCACAGUGUGAACCCUGUCCGUCUGGCUUCUUUUCAGAGCAUGGUGUGAAUUGCACGGACUGGACAGCGUGCUCAGGAACCCAGGCAACGCUGAGAGAAGGAAGCAGUAUCACCGAUGUUGUCUGUGGAGAUUCUUCAAGAAAGCAUUACAUGUUGAUACUAUCAGGAUCAUUAUUAUUUGUAUCAUUAGUUGCUCUUGGGAUCAAAGUUAUAAAAAAAAUGUAAGUUGAGCUCUGCAAAUGAGCAAACACCAUAAAAUACACAGCCUGCUUUUUGUUCAUUUUAAAUGUUGCUAACAUCUGACCAAAUAUUCCAUAUGUUGAUAAAAACAUAUUUUCUUAAUGUGUUUUAUGUAGUAUUAUUCACAAACAAUCUUUGUAUAUUUUUACAACAGUGUUUUGUCUUUUGAUUGCCCUCAUAAUGUUUCUUAAAUAAAUUUGUACUGCU
This is a messenger RNA of Gymnodraco acuticeps, 1037 nucleotides long. RefSeq names its product tumor necrosis factor receptor superfamily member 14-like. Gene Ontology annotation, cellular component: membrane; external side of plasma membrane. Gene Ontology annotation, biological process: defense response to Gram-positive bacterium; immune response; positive regulation of cytokine production involved in immune response. The record is from RefSeq and is a predicted model, not a curated record. Gene Ontology annotation, molecular function: protein binding; transmembrane signaling receptor activity. Bases 177 to 815 code for a protein of 212 amino acids. Lineage: Eukaryota; Metazoa; Chordata; Actinopteri; Perciformes; Bathydraconidae. The transcript is spliced from 6 exons.